Molecule: messenger RNA, 1021 nt
Organism: Mustela lutreola (European mink)
Lineage: Eukaryota; Metazoa; Chordata; Mammalia; Carnivora; Mustelidae
Gene: BLOC1S2
Product: biogenesis of lysosomal organelles complex 1 subunit 2
Exons: 6
Coding region: 44-475 (143 amino acids)
Biological process (GO): lysosome localization; endosomal transport
Cellular component (GO): BLOC-1 complex; BORC complex; gamma-tubulin complex
Molecular function (GO): gamma-tubulin binding
Source: RefSeq, a predicted model, not a curated record
CAGGCGCGGGUGUCCCACAACCGGAAGCAGCGCGGGGCCAGGCAUGGCGGCGGCGGCGGCGGCGGCGGCAGCAGAGGGUGUCCCCGCGGCCCCAAGAGAGGAGCCGGUUCGAGACGAUGCCGCCGUGGAGACAGCUGAGGAAGCAAAGGAGCCGGCUGAGGCUGACAUCACCGAGCUCUGCCGGGACAUGUUCUCCAAAAUGGCAACUUACCUGACUGGGGAACUGACGGCCACCAGCGAAGAUUAUAAGCUCCUGGAAAAUAUGAAUAAACUAACCAGCCUGAAGUAUCUUGAAAUGAAAGAUAUUGCUAUAAACAUUAGUAGAAACUUAAAGGAUUUAAACCAGAAAUAUGCUGGACUGCAGCCUUAUCUGGAUCAGAUCAAUGUAAUUGAAGAGCAAGUGGCGGCUCUUGAGCAGGCAGCCUACAAGUUGGAUGCAUAUUCCAAAAAACUGGUUAAAUUUACUAAAUGGUGACUGAAACUUACUGUAUAGAAGGCAUUGUACCAGAUGACUUCAAGAAGCCAAGUACAAGAAGCUGGAGAAGCGAUGAAAAACUUACUCCUGUGGAUCAAAGUCUUUUUUAAUAUGGAAGAAUGUUUUAUAAGACCUGAAUCCUGAGGCUGAUGAAUUGUCAAAACUCCUCGAAAGGAAACUGUGCUGGUCAUCCCAGAAAUGUACCAACAUUGGAGUGAACUGGAGGACUAUGGCUACCCCUGAACUUCUUUUGAGGCAGUAUCCCUCAGAAACUCACACUUAUAACUUCUUACCUUUUACUUGAAUGUUUCAUCAUCCACUCAGGACAGAGAGUCUCUCAAAGUUCAGGAUAAGCCUGGGCUUGCCAGUGGAAUCAAAUGAGAGGAACCAUUCUUCUCUCAUAGUGGUUGAUUAUUACAUUAUUUUCUUAAUGGCUGGUUUUUUGAGUUUCUGUGUCAACAGUGUUUUUUUCUAUUAAUGAUGCUGAUGUAUUGCUAAUAAGAUCCUAAAUUAAAAAAAGAAAAAAAACUUGUUCUUAACAGAUUA